Messenger RNA from Truncatella angustata, 1494 nucleotides. RefSeq lists its product as uncharacterized. Bases 1 to 1494 code for a protein of 497 amino acids. The record is from RefSeq and is a predicted model, not a curated record. The transcript is spliced from 4 exons. Lineage: Eukaryota; Fungi; Ascomycota; Sordariomycetes; Amphisphaeriales; Sporocadaceae.
AUGUCGGACGACAGAAGGAGAUCAGUAAGCCUUGAUGCCCCUGAGCGCCGCGGCAUUCAGGACCCUGGCGCACAUGAAUUGACCUCCGACUCAGACGAUCAUUUCUCCGACGCUCAAUCAGCUCGUGCAGAAACCCCUGCCGCGCCAGCUUCUCCCCUCCCCAAGUUGAGAGUGGAAAAGGUAGACGACGAGCCAUCGUACGGCGAGGUACCAGGCACCGAGGCUUACGAGAAACGGACUGGUGAUGCCACUCCUGACGAGAUCGCCAUCAUCCCGGAUUCUAACACGGAUGCGGAACCAACGUCCCCAGCCGAGCCACACACGCCAGGCGGGCAACCUAUUCCCAAGACUGUCGUCGACGAGACGGUCGAUGCACCUGGUUCCAAGACGCAUCAUUUUAAUCAAGACGUCCACAAAGCGGAUGCUGCUCCGGAUUAUGUGAGAAAACCAGACGGUACCGGCGAGGCUAACCCUGUGCCCGCCUCGUUAGAAACCACUGGACAAGCACCUGAUGCUGCGCCUCUCUCUCCUUCUCUCAAAUCACCGACAAAACACCGGAGGAAAUCGUCGGCUGCAAGGUCAACCGAUGGUGCAUUAAGUCAGGGGAGCAAUGAGGUCGACGACGGGGAGGAUGAUUUCGGUGGCGACGACUUUGACGAAUUCGAAGAAGGUGAUGAGGAUGCCGACUUUGACGAUUUUGACGAUGGAUUUCAAGAGGCCGAGGCGGAGACGCCAGCACCUACCCAGGUGGCUGCUCCGCCUUCCGUUUCUACACCCUCAUUUCCUAUAUUAGACCUGGAUGGUCUCGACUCCGAAGACAUAUUAGCCGCUACAGAGCCUUACCUGGACGCACUGUUUCCACCUGAUCUUGCGGAUUUACCAAUACUACCCUCACCUCCCAUGGAGAACCCUAUUUUCUUUAACCCGCGAAGCGCAUCUCUAUGGUCACAGCUCGCAGCGCCGCCACCUCUUCAACCGCCGGACUGGAUUCGGUCACGCAUACGCAGACUGUUCCUAGUAUCUCUAGGCGUGCCUGUGGACCUCGACGAGAUACUGCCAGCAUCCAAACAGAAGAAACUGGUGCUACCUUCUUUACAUCGCGUCACAUCAAAUGGAUCAUUACGGGCAUCAAGCGAGUCUCGUUCCGUGUCGCGGUUACGCAAAGAGGGCACCAAUGAUUCUACCGCUUCAUUAGACUCACAAGGCAAGGAAAAACCACGCUCCCCCUCGAAGCGACGGAAGGGACCUGCACCCGAACCCGCUCUUGACCUCGUAGCAGCCAAGCAGUUUUGCACUACCACGGACGAGGCUCUGGGUGGUAUGACGGACGAGGAACUACGAACCCAUGUCAAUAAGCUAGAGGAGAUGGAGAACCUAGCUAAGGACGUCCUCGAGUACUGGAAGAAGAAGACAGACGAGAAGAUCGGGGACAGAGAAGCAUUUGAGGGUGUAAUAGAGAACUUGGUCAAGCAUGCUCGCAAGACAAGAAAAUAG